AAGGUCACCUUGAAUCCAGUCCGUGCCGUGAUAAAAUUGUGAGCUUGAGCUUUUUUGGCGAACGAGUGAUAGUGUGGUGUUUUUUUGAAUGUUUUGAAUGAUACAUAACAUCACAAAAAUGUGUACAAAGGACGCCCUAUUUUCUAUGAUCUCAGAGCCAGCUGCUGAAACUGGAAAUAAAGUUACUGUCGUUGGAGUUGGCGCAGUAGGGAUGGCAUGUGCAUUCAGUAUUUUAUCACAGGGAAUCUCCAAUGACGUUUGCCUUGUUGAUGUGGUCACUGAUAAAGUCAUGGGUGAGAUGAUGGAUCUUCAACAUGGAUCUCUCUUCAUGAACAACCCGAAGAUAACUGCCAGCUCAGAUUACUCAAUAACAGCUGGUUCAAAACUAUGCAUCAUCACUGCCGGAGUCCGACAAAAGGAAGGUGAAUCCAGACUGAACCUGGUACAACGCAACACAGAUGUCCUCAAAUUCAUCAUUCCCAACCUGAUAAAAUAUUCUCCCGAUACGAUGCUCUUGGUAGUGAGCAAUCCCUGCGACAUCCUCACGUACGUAGCUUGGAAGCUGAGUGGUUUGCCAAAGCAUAGGGUGUUCGGGUCAGGAACCAACUUGGAUACCUCGAGAUUCAGGUUUUUGAUCUCGCAAAGAUUGGGUAUCUCGCCAACUAGCGUUCAUGGUUGGAUCAUCGGGGAGCACGGGGAUAGUAGCGUUCCUGUUUGGUCGGGAGUCAAUGUAGCUGGAGUACGUCUGAAAGAGGUCAACCCGGCCAUCGGAACAGAAAACGAUCCAGAGAAGUGGAAGCAGAUCCACCAGGACGUCAUAGCUGCAGCAUAUGAGGUCAUCAAGCUCAAAGGCUACACUUCCUGGGCCAUAGGACUGAGUGUCGCAUCGAUAACCCAAACCAUCUUGAAGAAUGGCAACAACGUGCAUGCCCUAUCGACUUACGUAAAGGGUGAGCACGGUUUGGAACACGAGGUUUUUCUGUCCUUGCCAGUUGUUCUUGGGGAAAUUGGAAUCAGCCACAUCGUCACCCAAAAACUGAAUUCUUCUGAGCACGAGGCCAUUUUGAAAUCGGCCACAGUGAUGGCGGAAGUACAAAAAGAUAUUAGUUUGUAGAUUAUGAUGAUCAGUAUUGUUUAAUUUCAGAACUCACGGCUUCUAGUCAUAGCAUUUAUUAUUUUUAUCUAUGUCAUUUCUACCAUUUGCAGUAUUGAACUUGCAACUUAUUCAAGCAUUUACCUUGUAUUAAUAUUUAUUUCUUCAAAAAGGCAAGUAUAGAUAGAUACCUAGUAUUAUUUUGAUUAUCUAUAUAAAUUGUGCAUUUCAUUAUUUUUCUGAUUUCACUUGUUACUGCAUACAAUUCGAAAUUAUAAAACUGUCCAUGAAAAGUCUA
Molecule: messenger RNA, 1391 nt
Organism: Phaedon cochleariae (mustard beetle)
Lineage: Eukaryota; Metazoa; Arthropoda; Insecta; Coleoptera; Chrysomelidae
Source: the annotation of a GenBank genome assembly